AUGAAAAAUCAUGGUUUCUUGCUUACUACAGUCACUCCAGUAGAGAGACCAGAGAGGUGUUCUUUACCCGACAAAAAACUACUGCGUUUUACGCCACAAGAAGAGAACAUUGAAGGGGACCUUGUGGUAGAUAGGCAAAAGCAACGUGCUAUCCUAAGCUGUGUCUACACUGCGCUAUUUACUCGGAAGAACCUGUUUCAAGGACAUGUCGAUCGCAGAUUAAGGAACGAAGCUAAAGAACGUCGGUCGCCGAUAUAUGAGAAGCUGGCAACACUUUGUCUCGUACGCAUUGAGGCGGUUAAGGACGGAAUCGUGAAUCAGUCGGUGAAGCGCAUGCCUACUCGUGCGCCACAUGAACCGCGCAAAAUUGUUCAAGGUAGCGGAGACCUGCGUCGUCGCGGUACACUCUAUCGGCAACUCUCCGUGCGGCAAAACCCGCGUCUCACUAGUGUACCGUAA
Messenger RNA from Fomitiporia mediterranea MF3/22, 459 nucleotides. RefSeq lists its product as uncharacterized. The transcript is spliced from 5 exons. Lineage: Eukaryota; Fungi; Basidiomycota; Agaricomycetes; Hymenochaetales; Hymenochaetaceae. Bases 1 to 459 code for a protein of 152 amino acids. The record is from RefSeq and is a predicted model, not a curated record.